UGCGCAAAUCCUCCAAUUCAAUCCCACAGUGGGACUUGGAGAGGACUAACCCAAGAAACACCAGAGGAUAAGCAACCGGGAGAGAGAGCUAGAGAACUCAGAAACCAGAGUUAGAAUCAACUGUUGUCACAGUUUUUGAAGAGCUAGAUGAAAAUGAGCCGAUGCGUGCACAAAAUGAUAUAUCUUGCAGUUCUGGUGGCGUUCGCCGCCUGUAACGCUCCCCCGGUUCCGUUAGAUGACAUCGUCAUUGAGAAAACUUUCGUGCCAGAACAGUGCGUACGGGCGGUAAAAGUCGGGGACUUUGUCAGGUAUCACUACAAUGGCAUGUUCCCCGACGGCAAGAAAUUUGACUCCAGUUAUGACCGUGGCAGCACCUAUAAUGUCUUUGUGGGCAAGAAGCAGCUGAUUGAAGGCAUGGACAAAGCUCUGGUGGGGAUGUGUGUGAAUGAGAGACGGCUGGUCAAGAUCCCCCCAAAACUUGCCUAUGGAAAGGAAGGUCAUGGUGAUGUCGUCCCUCCCGAUUCCAUCCUCCAUUUUGACGUUCUGCUGUUGGAUGUGUGGAACCCUGAGGACGGGGUGCAGAUCAAGACCUACUACACUCCAGCGGAAUGUUCUAGAAAAGUAGAAGUGUCCGACUAUGUACGCUACCACUACAACGGAACCCUCCUGGACGGAACUCUCUUCGACUCCAGCCACACCCGUCUGCGCACAUAUGACACGUAUGUUGGCAUCGGCUGGCUGAUCGCUGGCAUGGACCAGGGGCUGCUGGGAAUGUGUGUGGGAGAGAAGCGCAUUAUCACCAUGCCCCCGUCACUAGGAUAUGGAGAUAAUGGAGAUGGAAGUGACAUCCCAGGGCAGGCGUCGUUGGUGUUUGACGUGGUUCUUUUGGACCUCCACAAUCCCAAAGACAGCAUCACCAUCACCAACAAGCAGCUUCCUGAUCCAUGCCCCAGGAAGAGCACUGAAGGCGACUUUGUUCGCUACCACUACAAUGGGUCACUGCUGGAUGGAACGUUCUUUGACUCCAGCUACUCCCGUAACCGCACAUACGACACAUAUGUGGGGCGGGGCUACGUGAUAGCCGGCAUGGACGAGGGGCUUAUUGGUGUCUGUAUUGGGGAGAGGCGUACCAUCACUAUCCCCCCACACCUCGCCUAUGGAGAGGAGGGAACAGGUACAAAGAUCCCAGGCUCUGCAGUGUUGGUGUUUGAUGUUCACAUCAUAGAUUUCCACAACCCAUCAGACACAGUGGAGAUGAACACCACUCACAAGCCUGAGGUCUGUGACCUGCUCACUAAGAAAGGAGAUUACGUCAAAUACCACUACAACGCCUCAUUACUAGACGGCUCACACAUCGACUCUACGUACAACUACGGGAAGACGUACAACAUAGUUCUUGGGGCUAACCAAGUGGUUCCUGGGAUGGAGGAGGGACUAAAGGACAUGUGUGUAGGAGAGAGAAGGCACGUGGUCAUCCCUCCUCACCUGGGCUAUGGAGAGAGGGGAGUGGAUGGAGAGGUUCCAGGCAGUGCAGUUCUGGUGUUUGACAUUGAGCUGCUUGAGAUUGAGGAGGGCCUUCCUGAGGGCUACAUGUUCAUCUGGAAUGAGGACGUGUCACCUGACCUCUUCACUGAGAUGGACACAGACAAGGACCUCCAAGUGGUACCCUCAGAGUUCACCGAUUACAUCCUGCGUCAAGUAAACGAGGGCAAAGGUCGUCUGGCCCCAGGUUUCGACCCUUACCGCAUCAUUGAAAACAUGUUCUCCAACCAAGACCGCAACGGAGAUGGGAAGAUCACAGAGGACGAGUUCAAACUGAAGGCUGACGAAUCUGCCAAUCAUGAUGAGCUAUGAGGGGUGGAGUCUUAGAGAGGGGGCGGGGUUUAGCUACAUGUUGAGAUGUAUGAUUGUGUGUGUGUGUGUGUGUGUGUAUGUGCGUGUAUGCAUAUGUGCAUAGUUGGGAUCAGGGCUGGGGUAAAUAUCCAAUGGUGUCUAUACAGUAAGCCAAAGAGUUUUACUACUAUUGUGAAAACAAGGGUUAUUUGAUAUGUGACUGUUUUUUUUAUAUAGUUGACUGGUUGUUGGCUUAGAAUAUACUCCUCUUUGGUAAUCCAAGCCUUCUGCACAAGCAAUAAUAACAGUCUGAGCUGAAAACAUAUUUUGUGGUGGCGGUAAUGAUGAAGAAUAUGAUGAGAAUGAUGAUGGAUUUACUUUUGUUUACCUCCUCUGCCUAUAGCCCGGUAUUAUAAUUUAGGAAUGAAUUUCAGUGUUUCGAGAAGUGCCUUUAUUAGUCUCAGAAAAGUGGCUUUCUACACAAUGCUAUUCAAACUCCAUUGCAGUCAGAACAAUGUACUCUAGCGUGGAUCCAUGUUUUAAUAUUUAAUCUCUUGUGUGUCCACUCUGCUCUAUUUCGGUCCUUAACCUCUACUUGUAAUUAUGUUAGAAAGUAGUAGAGAUGCAGAAUUAUUUUAUGCUGUCCCGAUUUUAAUUAGAACAUGCUUUUUCAUUUAUAUUUUCUGCUGUCCUAACCCCAUUGGGCGUCACAGGCGUUCAUCAGGUGUUUUGUUUUGCUUUGUUGUGUUUUUCUAGAACUUUCCUCCCACCACAGUUCUGUACUCAAGGUUUUUGUUUUGGCUCCAGGUGCGUGUGUGUACAGGUUUGACCUUUUUGUGUUUGUGGGAGUGAGUGAGAGAGAGAGAGAGUGUAUGUUACAGAUAAGAUUAUUGUGUGUCUAAUGUCUCUAAAUCCCUAGAGAUGGACGAUAAUGAUGUGAUGCUGUAAAAUGUGUUUUAAUAAAUGGCUGCUCCAACCUUUUACACA
Molecule: messenger RNA, 2820 nt
Organism: Osmerus eperlanus (European smelt)
Lineage: Eukaryota; Metazoa; Chordata; Actinopteri; Osmeriformes; Osmeridae
Gene: fkbp9
Product: FKBP prolyl isomerase 9
Exons: 10
Coding region: 148-1854 (568 amino acids)
Cellular component (GO): endoplasmic reticulum
Molecular function (GO): calcium ion binding; peptidyl-prolyl cis-trans isomerase activity
Source: RefSeq, a predicted model, not a curated record